AUAUAUAUGUCAUUGUGGGCCACUGUGUAUCUGGAGAUGUGGAAGAGGUAUUCCGCGCGCAUUACCUAUCGCUGGGAUUUGUCUAAUUUCGAUGCCGUCGAGGAAUAUCCCAGACCUGAGUAUUUGGCCCGGCUAUCAAACGUGAGCACAAAAAAGCUGAACGUAAUCACCCGUAUGUACGAGCCGUACAUCCCAUUCUGGCGCCGGCAGCUGCCGUACACCAUACUGUCCGUAUCC
Oppiella nova is the source of this 237-nucleotide messenger RNA. NCBI's taxonomy places the organism in Eukaryota, Metazoa, Arthropoda, Arachnida, Sarcoptiformes, Oppiidae. The record is from the annotation of a GenBank genome assembly.